AGCAUCUUGGUUGGGAAAUCAAUGUGGCGAAAUAUUUUAUCAAAUUUUGGUUGUGUUCGAUCGUUAUGUUUUGAUUAACAGGAUAUUGUAAUUUACCUCUCGAGACAUUAUUAAUUAAUUGAAAAUAAUACCGUUUAAUUCGUUCGAACAUUUUAAUUCAUUGUAUGAUUGUAUUUUUUUAAUUCGGAAUUGUAACGUUAUAAAUAUGUUCCGUCUUAAGAGCCUAGUACAAAGAUUAUCCAAAUCGCUUGUAAACCAAAAUAAACAGCCGACGAAAACCGCCGCCGUAGUCGCUCCAAGUGAUCAAGAUAAGGACCAAAUCAUUCGAAACCUGACGGAGAAAGUAAAUGGUUUAGAAUCAGAGAAUAAAGGUUUAGAAUCGGAGAAUAAAGAUUUGAAAUCGAUAGUCGAUUCCAGCUACGGAACGGAGUUGUCCCUUUGGGGUCCGCGAGUAAGGAAAGAAGUGGCCGAGAAGGUCAACUUCUCCAGGUUGAACUUCGACAUUAUCCGGCCAUCUUUGGACAUGAAUGCGGGGUCGAUCCAUUAGGUCGACUUCGUUUCGGUUGUUGAGUUUAAGACGGCGGUCACAUUCAAAGGGGUUCACCCCGGUAUUAUUACUGCAGUAAGAAGACGUAGGAAUGACUUUAAUGAUUAUAUUUACGAAAUUCUUACUCUGCCGGGCAGUUCCCAGGAUGAACGUCUGACCGACCCGUCGUUCGUCACUGCGAUGGACUUAACCAUCGACGGUAUUACACGACGUACGCUAAUAUUCGACCAAGCUCAGUGGGUCGACUAUCGACAUUUCGUGCAAAAAAUCGGUUCGGUUGACUUUUCCAGUAAUUCGGGAAAAGCGUUGUUGAAUUUUAAUUAUAGUCGCCCGUUUGCUUAUAUAUAAGAACUAAAUGUCUAGUAUUCUACUGUUUGAACAUUUGAAAUACCUAUUUCUUUUAGCUGAUAUAGUAGCUACUUUAUAGCUGCUUUUGGGGAAGGUAUAUUUAUCUAGUUACAUUCCUUUUAUUCGCAAUUGAAGACCCCUCGCCAAAAAAGGCUCGACUGUAUUUUUUAUGACUCCGAGAAAAUCGCAAAAUACGUGUACGCCUAAACUAUAUGUAUCACAUUAGCAGAUGAAAAAUGCUCGUUUUUAUAAUGACAAAAACAUGUAAAAAAAAAAUAUUUUUCCACACAUCUCGUAUUAGCUGAACUCUUUUGCACGUUUUUUCUUUCAUAUCAUUCUGAAAAUGUUUUUGUAUGCAAAUAAAUGUUAUUCGUGAGUCAUUGAACGCACAAAAUUUGAUCAACGAUCAUUGCUCAUCGAUUUUUCUUUCUCGUGGCUUCUCUCACAUAAGAGCUCGGUCUCGGAAUUCGUCAUCGUUUGACAUUUUAAAUUUUUUAUUUUUUCAAUGAAGUUUUUUGGAGAAAUCGGUUACGUCGACUUUUCGACUAGUUCGAGAAAAGCGUUGUUAAAUUAUAACUAUAGACGCCCAUUUAUUUAUGUACCUAUAAGAACUGGAUAUCCAUUAUUUUAUGUAUUAUGUAUGUAUUUUUCGUAGAGAGAUUCUAAGCUAUUAAUAUCUGUGGGCAAGUGUGAAAUAUCUAAUGAUGUUUUAGUGUUAGCACUUUUUCGUGCAUUUGAGACUGAGACUGAUUUUACGAAAAUUUCAGCACGUUUUCAUUGGCGAUAAUUUUUUUAUACCUUUUUGACAAAUUUUGCUGGAAUUUCAGGGGUUUUAAUACUUGUCGUAGUUUUUUUUGACGAUAUUUUUUUGUUAGUGAAGAAUCGAUACCAUUUAGAAUAAUGAUUUACGAAAAAAUUAUUUUAAAAUUACGAUCAGUUUAACGCGUUAUCACAAGUAGAAAUAACUCGGGCAGGUUUUCACCGUUAAUUUUAUUUUCAUUUGAUUCGCUAUUGGGUGUUCGGAGAUUUCAAUUCAACGACCAUUAAAUUUUUUUUGGUUGAUCUGUGUCCAAGUUUAAAAAAGCGAUCUGUAUUUUUUGAAACGGUUAAAUGAGGUUAUUGUACGUAUACUUUCUCAUUCUUUCAGUAAUUUAUUCGUGAAGACCAAAACACACGUAGGUACAAGUUCUAUCUCGAAAUCUAUUGGUCAGAAAAUCUUGAAAUUUUUUCGUCUUAAACUUUUUUUGUUUCUUAAUUUUUUCAACGAAACUUUACCUACAUGAUUCUUCAUUUUUUAAUGUAUUCCGAUCAAAUGAUUGACGCGUUUUUUUGUUUGUUUGUUUAAUGUGAUUGAAUUUUUUUUAUCUGUCUUUUUUAUAUUUGUUCUGUUAAUUUACGUGAAUUUUGUGUGUACCUACAUAUUAAAGAUAAUUAAUUCACGAUUAUAUAUAUAGGUACCUAUAUAUCUAUUUGCUUUCUUGCUGGCCCUAUUAAUGUUAAUGAUUAUGCGUAUGUAAAAUUAUUGAAAUAAUAUUGAAUUCUGUAUAUUAUGUCGACGUAAAAUUUAAAUUAUAAGUUGAAGAAGUGGCU
Messenger RNA from Planococcus citri (citrus mealybug), 2485 nucleotides. RefSeq lists its product as uncharacterized. The record is from RefSeq and is a predicted model, not a curated record. NCBI's taxonomy places the organism in Eukaryota, Metazoa, Arthropoda, Insecta, Hemiptera, Pseudococcidae. The coding region runs from base 206 to 547 and encodes 113 amino acids. The transcript is spliced from 4 exons.